AUGUCUGAGUUAAACAAAACUAGCAGUUUGGUCCAAGAGUUCAUCAUUGUUGGUUUUCCAGGUCUGAGAGACCAAGAAAGUAGAAAAACUCUCUUUGCCAUUUUCCUAACAGUCUACCUCUUAAUUCUUGUUGGAAACCUUCUCCUGAUUGUUAUCUUUGUAUCAGACAGACAUUUACACACCCCUAUGUACAUAUUAGUUUGUGGUCUGGCCGUUUUAGAUGUUGCCAUCACCACCAACACUGUACCCAGCAUGCUUGUCCUGUUCAGACUAGAAUUCCGCACAGCCCCGUUUGCAGCUUGCUUCACUCAGACUUAUUUUUUUCUGGGCCUGUUUUCCACCGAGUCCUUUCUCCUUGCACUAAUGGCUUAUGAUCGCUACACAGCAAUCUGUUAUCCUCUUCACUACCCUAAUUUAAUCAAUAACAGUCGCAUCUUGAGGCUAAUGGCUGGCUGCUGGGCGGUUGGGUUUCUCUGUGCAACCCCAAGUGUGGCUCUUGCUCUUAGGUUUCCAUUCUGUGGACCGAACAAAGUCAUUCAGUGCUUUUGUGAUUAUUCUUCUGUGCUGCUGUUAGCCUGUGGAGAUAUUGUGGUCACAAGCUACGUGGUAUUAUCCAUUGGCUUGAGUGUUUUAGUCUUCCCAUUGGCAUUUAUCUUAUUUUCCUAUGCACAAAUUAUAUCUUCAGUGCUCAGGAUUGCCAGCACCGAGGGGCGACUCAAGGCCUUCUACACCUGUGGCACACAUAUGCUGGUCAUUGCAGUCUUCUUCCUGAUCGCUGCGGGAGUCUUCAUCUCUUAUCGAAUUCCUGGUACAUCAGUAGAUAUGAGAAUUAUGGGAGCUGUAAUUCAAAAUGUGUUUCCAGCACUCAUGAACCCAUUGAUUUACUGUCUGAGGACAAAAGAGAUCAGAGAGAGUCUUUUGAAAAUGUUUAAGAAGAACAAAGUUCUCGCACAAUGUUAA
Polypterus senegalus (gray bichir) is the source of this 960-nucleotide messenger RNA. Its product is annotated as olfactory receptor 6N1-like. NCBI's taxonomy places the organism in Eukaryota, Metazoa, Chordata, Cladistia, Polypteriformes, Polypteridae. Gene Ontology annotation, biological process: G protein-coupled receptor signaling pathway. Bases 1 to 960 code for a protein of 319 amino acids. The transcript has a single exon. Gene Ontology annotation, molecular function: olfactory receptor activity; G protein-coupled receptor activity. Gene Ontology annotation, cellular component: membrane. The record is from RefSeq and is a predicted model, not a curated record.